Staurois parvus is the source of this 2696-nucleotide messenger RNA. NCBI's taxonomy places the organism in Eukaryota, Metazoa, Chordata, Amphibia, Anura, Ranidae. The record is from the annotation of a GenBank genome assembly.
AUGGAACAGAAUGAACCUUUUCAGUGCUGCACAUCUUGUGGUAAAGACAAUAGAAAUAAGACAAAAUGCCAAAGUUGUGGAGGUACUCAGAAACUGUACAGACAAAACACCUCCAUGUCGGAAUCACCUGCUUCCCUAGCUCGGCCUUCAAUUCAUCAAAAUGAAACUGUAGAAACUCCUGUCAACAAAAUAAGUGCUAAGAACUUUUAUGGCUCUUCAUAUAUUAAGGUUCCUAUGGAUUCCUUUUCAAAAAAUGAAACAUUAAGGUGGAAGACAAAUACACCAAAUGGGAAAAUUGGACUUUCUGUUGAAAGCAAGGUUACAAAAAAUGCAAGAGUUAGGAGUACCAGAUCUUCAGAACCAAAUGACACAAUAAUCCUAUCUAGUGAUGAUGAAGACAAUGCUAGCACUGGAAGUACAAGUAGAAUAGAAAGCAUCUCUCCAAGACCUGCUGAUUCCGCUUGUUCUUCUCCCGUUCCAUCAUCUGGAAAAGUAGAAGCAGCGCUGCGAGAAAAUAGUUUUAUAGAUAUCAAGUUUAAUAACCCAGCAGAGUCUGACAUCACAAUCCCCAGGAAAGCAAGAAUGAAAGAUCAGUUUGGCAAUUCUGUCACUAAUACUCCAAGUAAGCGCCGUAAAGUUGCCCAGUCUGAUGUUCCGAGUGAGCCUUUACCAGAGUUUCUUGCUAACUGUGAAAGUAUCAUUGUGACUUGUCGAAAUAUACGUGUGGGAACCUUGUAUAGAACAAUAGUAGACUCUGUUGUGUUUUGUUUAGACAUCAUAAAGGUACCUCUGGAAGUGCCUGAAGAUUCUGAAGAUGAGCAUCUGGAGUUGAAUACAUCAGAGCUAAUAAAGUGUGAAUGGUGCUGUGCACGAAAACUUUCAGUGGUGUUUUUCCAGAGUACAGCCUCCCACUGCCAGAAGCUUCGGUCACAGUUUAAGAUGAGCAAACAGAAUGGUUUAGGAUGGUAUGAUUCCAAUUCUUCAAAUGUGGAAGAGCAAUUUAUUGUCUUAAUCCUUGAAAAGCCCCUAAGCGUGGAAGAAAAUGCUUGUUUUGAAAAAAUUUUAAAUGAAAUUGGAGUAAAAAAUUCAGUCCCAAAUUUUUUCUCAAAAAUUGGAUUUGAUGAAGCUAACCGAAGACUUGUAGGCCUUUACAAAACACUUGGAAGAAACUCCUUCUCACCAUUCAUCAUCAAAGGACCACGUAGCACGAAAUGUGACCUCAGAAACACGAAUGAAGUUGCGCAAUUCUACAACACAAUUGCAGUUUUUUUGAUGAUGAAGAUGAGGCUGGCGACACACACAGUGUCUUCGUUGGUCCCAUUGAAAAAUUGAUUGUAUAUCCACCGCCUCCUGCAAAAGGUGGAAUCUCCGUUACAAAUGAGGAUCUCCAUUGCUUAAAUGAAGGAGAAUUUUUGAAUGAUGUAAUUAUUGAUUUCUACCUAAAGUAUUUAGUGCUUGAGAAACUAAGAGAACAUGCAGACAGGAUCCACAUUUUUAGUUCUUUUUUCUAUAAACGCCUCAAUCAGAGAGAGAGGAGGAACUUGCAAGAUACCGCUAACUUGACACUGCAGCAAAGGAGGCAUGGAAGAGUUAAAACCUGGACUCGGCAUGUGGACCUCUUUCAGAAAGACUUCAUUUUUGUUCCACUGAAUGAAGCGGCCCACUGGUUUUUAGCUGUAAUAUGUUUUCCUGGUCUAGAAGAACCUGUGUGUUAUCCGAACCGUUACUACCAAGCUGGAACUUUGCAGGCUACAUCAAAGGCAGAUGACAGCAGAAACUCUGCCAUCCCAGGGGAUUCACAGGGUUGCCUGCAAGGUUCUUCCGCCAAGUCAACUGUAAAGAAAACGCCUCACAAGAAACAAACCCUUGCUCCAAAUGAAGCAUGUUCUGGGACUGUUGAAAGUGACACAUCUGGGACAAGACGAAGUCACUGUGUAGGAAGGCACACCCUUAGAAGAAAUGAUCAGGAACAGCAGGAGACAUCAACGCUUAAGUCUCUCUUUCCACAAACAGACUCCAAUCCUAAAAAUGUAAAUGGAAUAACACAUGAAUGUAAAACACCAUUAAAGCAUCUUGAUGGUUUGCACAGAAUACAAAUAAGCUAUAGUGAUUCACCAGAUGACUUGAAAAAGAAUGAAGAGGAGUUCAUAGAUUUUUCAGAUGACCAAGAUAAUCCGGAUGAAAGCAGUGAUGAUGGUGGACUUGCUGAUGACAAUUUCACUUCUGAAGCAGGAAAAUGGCAUCUGAAACCUACAUUCUGCAAGCAACCAUGCAUUCUACUUAUGGAUUCACUGAGAGGUCCUUCUCGAUCUACAGUAGUAAAGACAUUACGAGAAUACCUAGAAGUAGAAUGGGAAGUAAGGAAAGGAACUAAAAGAAGUUUUUCCAAAGAAGUUAUGAAAGGUUCCAAUCCCAGAGUGCCUCAGCAAAACAACUUCAGUGACUGUGGUGUAUAUAUACUCCAGUAUGUGGAAAGCUUUUUCGAGAAUCCCAUUCAGAGUUUUGAUCUGCCAAUGAAUUUGACCGACUGGUUUCCUCAACAAAGAAUGAAGGCGAAGCGUGAAGAAAUCCGGAAUCUCAUUCUUGCUCUGCAGGAGCUUCAAAGUAAAGACAGGAAAGGACAGAGGGACCUUGGCACAACACAGCCCACUCUACCAGAGGGAAAAGAGCAGAUCAUCAAUGAUUUUACUUUAUGA